UCAGGAAUGUGGGAGAUGUGCAUCAAAGCAGCUACUGGAUUAUUGUGCCAACAAGUAGUAAAACAAGCACAUUCACAGGAAUGAUUACUCUGUUGCCUUGGAAAUGAAGUGACUACCCUGCUGCUGUAAAUGUAGGGCAGAAGAUCAAUGGUGUGGGCAGUAUGGAGCUAAUGAAUGGGCAGUCGAGCAAUGUUAAUAUUGCCGCUACUGCUUCAGAGAAGAGUAGCAGCUCUGAAUCCUUAAGUGACAAAGGUUCUGCUGAACUGAAGAAAAGCUUUGAUGCAGUGGUAUUCGACGUUCUCAAGGUUACACCAGAAGAGUACGCCGGUCAGAUAACACUAAUGGAUGUCCCAGUAUUUAAAGCUAUUCAGCCAGAGGAAUUGUCAAGUUGUGGGUGGAAUAAGAAAGAGAAGUACAGUUCUGCUCCAAAUGCAGUUGCCUUCACAAGAAGAUUCAACCAUGUAAGCUUCUGGGUCGUUAGAGAGAUUCUUCAUGCACAAACUUUAAAAAUAAGAGCUGAAGUUUUGAGCCACUAUAUUAAAACUGCUAAGAAACUUUAUGAGCUGAAUAACCUGCAUGCCCUUAUGGCAGUGGUGUCUGGAUUGCAAAGUGCCCCCAUCUUCAGGCUGACUAAAACUUGGGCGUUAUUGAGCCGAAAAGACAAAACUACCUUUGAAAAGUUGGAGUAUGUUAUGAGUAAAGAAGAUAAUUACAAACGACUUAGAGACUAUAUUAACAGCUUGAAGAUGACUCCUUGUAUUCCUUAUUUAGGUAUUUAUCUCUCGGACUUGACGUAUAUUGACUCCGCAUACCCAUCUACAGGGAGCAUUCUGGAAAGCGAGCAGAGAUCAAAUUUAAUGAACAACAUACUUAGAAUAAUCUCAGAUUUUCAGCAGUCCUGUGAAUAUGAUAUUCCUCUGUUGCCUCAUGUCCAAAAAUACUUGAACUCAGUUCAAUACAUAGAAGAGCUACAAAAGUUUGUGGAAGAUGACAAUUACAAGCUUUCAUUAAAGAUAGAGCCAGGAACCAGCACCCCUCGUUCUGCUGCUUCCAGAGAAGAUUUAGUAGGCUCUGAAGUGGGAGCAUCUCCACAAAGUGCACGGAAAAAUGUUGCAGCUGAAGGAGCAUUACUCCCACCAACUCCCCCAUCACCUAGGAACCUGAUACCACAUGGGCAUAGGAAAUGUCACAGCUUGGGAUACAAUUUCAUACACAAAAUGAAUACAGCAGAGUUUAAAAGUGCAACAUUCCCCAACGCAGGACCAAGACACCUAUUGGACGACAGUGUCAUGGAACCUCAUGCCCCAUCCAGAGGGCAAGCAGAGAGCUCCACCCUUUCGAGUGGAAUUUCAAUAGGUAGCAGUGAUGGUUCAGAACUUAGUGAAGAGACUUCAUGGCCAGCAUUUGAAAGGAACAGAUUAUACCAUUCUCUCGGUCCGGUGACAAGAGUGGCACGAAAUGGCUAUCGAGGCCACAUGAAGGCCAGCAGUUCUGCAGAAUCUGAAGAUUUGGCUGUUCAUUUGUAUCCAGGAGCAGUUACUAUUCAAGGUGUUCUCAGGAGGAAGACUUUAUUGAAGGAAGGCAAAAAGCCUACCGUAGCAUCUUGGACAAAAUACUGGGCAGCACUGUGUGGAACCCAGCUUUUUUACUAUGCUGCAAAGUCUCUGAAGGCUACAGAGAGAAAACAUUUCAAAUCUACACCAAGUAAAAAUGUGUCAGUGGUAGGAUGGAUGGUGAUGAUGGCUGAUGACCCAGAACAUCCUGAUCUCUUCUUGCUGACUGAUUCUGAAAAGGGAAAUUCAUACAAGUUUCAAGCUGGUAACAGAAUGAAUGCAAUGCUGUGGUUCAAACAUCUGAGCGCUGCCUGCCAAAGCAACAGACAACAGGUUCCUGCCAACUUGAUGUCUUUUGAGUAAAAAGCUAAUUCAAAACAUGAAAGAGAACAAUUUGAUGAACUGUUUCUCAUCAUUUGAGCAUGACGUCCUGAAGAAAGUGUGCCAGCUAUAAAUUUAUUUUUGAGCCAGAACAGAACCUAAAGGCUCAAUCUCUAAACGCUGGAGUACUAACAGUUUGGGGAAUGGAUUCCCUUGAGUGAAAAAUGGAGUUGCAACAUGAACUGCCAUGGACCAUGCUUCUUAAUAUUUUCUGAACUGACCUGUGGAAACCACUGCCUUAAAGAGUGAAAGGAAAACCAACAUGCAACACCAAAUAGUGUGUGUGAAACUUAUGGCGGUGCUGUGCUUGGGUUAAAUAGGUUGUAGCUAAUUUGCAUUUCUUUUAACUUUAUACUAAUUUUGGGGGGGGGGGGAACCACCUUUUUAGUAUUCUUUAAAAAGGGUAUAACCAUAUUUCUUAAGGGUUGCAUCAACAGCUGGGUUUAGACUAAGGAUAUAGCGGUACUUACACAUUCUAGGGAUGGUGUUUAGACUAUACUAGCAGCCUUCAAUUGGAGCUUCUCUCAGGCUCACUUGAUCUGGAGCAUCAUUAAUUUUCUCAGACCUAGACUAUGAGAGCUGUAACAAAUGCAACGUUUUGUUUUGUUUUGUUUUGUUUGUUUGUUUUAAGUACUAAACUUGGUAACCUUAGUACUGUAUAGGAACCUUACUUCCUGCCAGUGGCACAAAGGCUGAGUGUGUGUACAGCACACUUUUUCUUGUAAGCAGGAUCGUGAUACAUGCUUGUCUAGUUCCUGGUUGAAGAAUAGUCUGUUUUGGGUUUUUUAAGUGGGAGCUGUGAGGUGUCAUCAGGUCAGAACUGAGUGUUUCCUUCCCAUUGUGUUUCUACACUGGUUACUUUCCUCCAUGUGAUGGUUCCACUACACAACAAACACUGGAUAUAGCUCACAGAGAUGUUUUACUUCUCUGGAAGGAUGUUCCCCUAGGUACAGUUAAAGGGAGGGAAAAGCAGAAGAUCCUCUCUCAGGGUAAAAUGCUUCAGAGUAUCAGUUUUAUAAGACCUCUUUUUUACGGUGUUUGAGAGACACAAUGUCAGAGUUUCCAUAUUUUCAUUUUGAAAAAAAUGGUUUUAAUUAUCUGUAUUGUUCAAGAUUUAGGAGCUUGAACUAUAUUUGCAAUUCCUAGAGAAGUUUAAUCUAGGAAAGAAAAAUAGGGUGGACUAGAUAAUCAAAACCUUUUUCCUAUAUAUGAGUAAUUCUUUGUCACUAAACGUACUUCCUCAAAAAAUUUAAAAUCCCAAACUGGAGGACAAAUUUGCUGUGUUCUGUGCAUUAAAUUUUCAUUCAUGCCUUAUUUUGGGUUCUUUUAAGUUACUUAAUUAUAGUCUCUUGUACACAAAGCCCUAUUUAACAUUCGGAACAUUGAUCUUUAUAAAUAUGGAAGAAAUUCCAAUAGUGUCCAGGAAAACUUCUUGAAAAAAUGGUAGAUAUUCCACUGAGAUUGUAAUUCAAAAGCAGUAAAUAAGCUUACAGGUGCACCCCUAGACUUCCUAAAACUAUCCAGUAGUCUG
Emys orbicularis (European pond turtle) is the source of this 3465-nucleotide messenger RNA. It is a transcript of the gene RALGPS2, whose product is annotated as Ral GEF with PH domain and SH3 binding motif 2. Bases 162 to 1916 code for a protein of 584 amino acids. Gene Ontology annotation, cellular component: plasma membrane. The record is from RefSeq and is a predicted model, not a curated record. Lineage: Eukaryota; Metazoa; Chordata; Testudines; Emydidae. Gene Ontology annotation, molecular function: guanyl-nucleotide exchange factor activity. The transcript has 20 exons. Gene Ontology annotation, biological process: positive regulation of GTPase activity; Ras protein signal transduction.